ACCCUUUGCUUUCUGCAUUGAAGCCUGCUGUCCGUCGCUCUAAGCGGUGAGCGGUUAGUUGCAUUUCAUUCGCUUUUUAUAUCGUUGCUUGUUGAUCUCUAUUUAGGCACAACUAAUUCGAGUUGGCUGCCAAAUAAUAAUUAUAAGCCUCAACUUAAAUAAUUAGUGCAAGCAAGUGACUGUGCAGGGAUUUUCGCCUGUUUGCGAAACUGCAUACAGUUGUGAAUUAUACAAAAUCGUGCAGCAAAACCAGCUAUACGCUAUCUCACUCAAACGAUCGCUUGUGCGCGCAGAUUUGUAUUGUAGUUCGGCUGGGUAAACCUUUUUGUGCGCUACACUUAUACUGUUUGAUGAAAGUACAAGUGCAAGUAUGGCUAGACGACAUUAGUAAAUCAAGUGGCGGUUGGAAACCGCCAAAGGAUUUAAAAUAAAACGAAAGAAUUUCAGUGCUCGACUCAAUAGAUUAUGCUCUGAAUUGGAUCCCAAACGACUUCGCGAUGCUAAUGUGAAUAAUGCCAAUUAUAACUGCUGGAUGUGAAUCAUGCCAACAUUGACGAGGAUUUUCAGCCAAGGCACACAUCGCUCAGAUUCUGGGCUUAAGAAAUGUGGUUAAAGGUGCUACGAUAGAACGAUGUGUAUUUUCGGAUAAGGAAAGCUUCCUCUAUGUAUCUACGUGCGCUUAAACCGAUGGGCAGAUCGCCGUUCGACGUUAUUGGAUUUUAUAAGCUUGAAAAAACUUAACACGCUACGGCAAUCUACUCGCCUAGCUCCCAGUUACAGACGUCAUUAUCAUACGAACUCUCACAGUAAAGGGGAAAAUUGCAAAAACCUGUGGCUGCUGACCAACAAAAAUGAUUGUGGAUUUUAUUGCUGGUCUCUUUGGAGGUGCUGCAGGAGUACUUGUCGGCCACCCUUUCGAUACAGUUAAAGUUCAUUUGCAAACUGAUGACCCUAAGAAUCCAAAAUAUAAAGGAACAAUUCACUGUUUAAAAACAAUAUUAUUGUUAGAUAAUAUUCGUGGCUUGUAUCGGGGAAUCAGCAGUCCAAUGAUGGGAAUCGGUUUAGUAAACGCAGUAGUGUUUGGAGUUUAUGGAAACGUACAGAGAUUAUCUGAUAACCCAAAUUCUUUAAUGUCACACUUUUGGGCUGGAGCCACUGCUGGUAUAGCACAGGGCUUUAUAUGUUCCCCCAUGGAGUUAGCGAAAACACGAUUGCAAUUGUCGAAACAGAUCGACAGCCAGCAUAAAUUUAAAGGACCUAUUGAUUGUUUGCUUUACAUACAUCGAACAGAAGGUUUCAAAGGCACGUUUAAAGGACUUACAGCAACAAUACUUAGGGAUAUUCCAGGUUUUGCCAGCUACUUCGUUUCAUACGAAUAUUUAAUGCAGCUUAAAGAUAAACCCAAUGUACCCUAUAUUCUUAUGGCAGGAGGCUGUGCAGGAAUAUCAUCAUGGUUAGCCUGCUACCCCAUCGAUGUCGUCAAAACACAUUUGCAAGCAGAUGCCCUUGGAAAACAUGCUCUAUAUAAUGGGUUCGUUGACUGUGCAGUAAAAAAUUAUGAAAGGGAGGGCAUAACGUUUUUUUUUCGCGGACUGAAUUCGACAUUAUUACGAGCGUUUCCAAUGAAUGCAGCAUGCUUUUUUGUGGUUGCAUGGAUAUUAGAUUUUUGUAAGAAAAAUGGAAUCGAUAUGAUUAGACAUUCAAAACAAUCUCUAAAUAUUGUUAAUUUGGAAAACUGGAGUCAAGCCUCUGUUCAAAACGAACUAGGCACGGAUGAUGAACUAGUCCGAAAAAUAAUUUCGGAGAAUGAAUUAGAGCUUCGUGAAUCCACACAUGAAACCGUUAAUAGGAAACUUUUAGAUUAUUAUCCAAGUGACCAAGUAUACGAAAGUAACAUGCAAAGCGCGCAAUUAAAAGUUAAAAAUAGUUCAGAUCAAUCAUAAUUUUAAUUUAUUAUAA
Messenger RNA from Drosophila novamexicana, 1959 nucleotides. RefSeq names its product mitochondrial basic amino acids transporter. Bases 852 to 1943 code for a protein of 363 amino acids. NCBI's taxonomy places the organism in Eukaryota, Metazoa, Arthropoda, Insecta, Diptera, Drosophilidae. The record is from RefSeq and is a predicted model, not a curated record. Gene Ontology annotation, biological process: mitochondrial L-ornithine transmembrane transport. Gene Ontology annotation, cellular component: mitochondrion. Gene Ontology annotation, molecular function: high-affinity L-arginine transmembrane transporter activity. The transcript is spliced from 5 exons.